AAUUUUCUGUUUCCCUUAUUAAUCCCGGGAGAGACUCCAAGGAGCUCACACACACUUCUGCCAUGGGGACCAUGCGAUUCCUGAUAUUAUUGGGGUCUCUGACCCUCUUAUUAUCCCUGAUGGUUUCAGCCCACUCCCAGCCGGGGAACAGAGAAGGGGAUCAUUUGGACUCUGUCAAGAAAAACUCAAAACAUGGUCAUCACACAAACAGAAGGAAUGAGAACAAGGAGGUGACGCGUCGCACUGGUGUCUUUUCCGCUUUAGGAGGCGAACGUGACCGAACAAAACUGUCGAAACCUCGCCCCGGAUUCAUCUCUACUGUAUCAGUUAAAGACACCCCCAAUAUAAUGGAUUUAUCCAGACAUUCCCUGGAGAAUGGACGGAGGAGGAGGCAAUCUAAUGGGAAGUAUGGAAAACCCAGGAAGCCGUGUCCUGGCUGCUACUCUGCAAUGACAAAGCCACAGAAGCAGAAAAGGAAAGGUAGAAACAAGGAUGGGACUAAUAACCCUCCCAAGAAGUGCCGGGGCUGCUUUCACCCCCCAGGGCGAUCAUUAGAGCUGAAGGACUUGGAGGAGCGUGAGCCAUCCAGGAAAAGGGGACAUAAAAAACCAAAGGACAGGACACACCCACCCCGCGGACUGGGGAGAUCCAUGAAGCAGGAGAGAGAAGAUUCCGAAGGCAGAAGAAAAGAGAGAGGAAGAGGGGAACAUCGCCACGGAUCACUAUCAGGACUUGCAGCAGAGGAAGAGCCAAGGAGACCCCACGGCCACCACAAGAAAGAGAAGCAUGGAAAGCACCGGAAGAACCAUCAGCAUGAACAUUCCGAUGGGAAGGAUAAUAAAGAAGAGUGAGACCAGCACCAGAGAUUGGGACAGAGAGGAAACCACUGGGAAUCGGCCUCUCUGUAUCCUCUCCUAGUGAGCUGCCUCCUGUGUUUUACCCACAAUCUCUCCCCAACUGACAGUUGCACAAUUGGCUCCGGUACCAACGAUGUCUCGUGCCUCUCUGUAUCGUCACUGUUCCUCUAUGAUCCUCACUGUCAUUUUUAUCUGCAGAAAUAAACCUGCGCAAGAUCACAAGAUCCCUUAGGGCCUCUCCUUGUGCACUGACCUCCUGCAUUGGUACCUACUGUAUCACCUACUGUAUCUGCCCACAACAUUCCAGACCACUGCCCCAUUACCCCUCUGUAUAAUACCCACACCCUCUUUGUCUAUUUCCUGUCACUUUUUAUAUUGAUUUUUUUAAAGAAUGUUAAUAGAAGCCCCCCAUGUGCUGUGCCCCCUCCCUGUCGCUCCCUUGUUUUUUAACAACCUGAAUAAAAGUGACAUGACUGUG
This is a messenger RNA of Xenopus laevis (African clawed frog), 1335 nucleotides long. RefSeq names its product sister chromatid cohesion protein PDS5 homolog B-A-like L homeolog. The coding region runs from base 63 to 851 and encodes 262 amino acids. The transcript has 11 exons. NCBI's taxonomy places the organism in Eukaryota, Metazoa, Chordata, Amphibia, Anura, Pipidae. The record is from RefSeq and is a predicted model, not a curated record.